Messenger RNA from Ooceraea biroi (clonal raider ant), 1564 nucleotides. RefSeq names its product tubulin gamma-1 chain. The record is from RefSeq and is a predicted model, not a curated record. Lineage: Eukaryota; Metazoa; Arthropoda; Insecta; Hymenoptera; Formicidae. Gene Ontology annotation, cellular component: microtubule; gamma-tubulin complex. Gene Ontology annotation, molecular function: GTP binding. Gene Ontology annotation, biological process: cytoplasmic microtubule organization; microtubule nucleation.
GAACACGCUCGGUCUAUUCUUACUAUGUCUAUGGUUUCUGCGAUGUUAUCGUGUGUUUAAAGUGUCAAUUGGUUGUUCUUCUCACAAAAUAAGCUAAAGUAAAGUUCUUGAUUUCUCAACAAGUGACAAUUCGCUUGAGUACGAAAAUGCCGUGUGAAAUGAUAACCCUGCAGCUCGGCCAGUGCGGCAAUCAAAUUGGAUUUGAAUUCUGGAAGAGAUUAUGUGCGGAGCAUGGAAUUAGCCCAGAGGGUAUUUUGGAGGAUUACGCGACAGAAGGAACCGACAGGAAGGAUGUUUUCUUUUAUCAAUCAGAUGAUGAACACUACAUACCACGAGCUGUAUUACUGGACUUAGAACCUAGAGUAAUCCAUACCAUCAUGAAUUCUCCAUACUCCAAACUGUACAAUCCAGAAAAUAUUUACUUAUCAAAACAUGGCGGUGGUGCUGGAAACAAUUGGGCAUCAGGAUAUCAUCAAGGUGAGAAAUUGCAGGAGGAGAUAUUUGAUAUACUGGACAGAGAAGCUGAUGGCAGUGACAGUUUGGAGGGUUUUGUCUUGUGCCAUUCCAUAGCAGGAGGUACGGGUUCUGGUAUGGGAUCCUUCAUGUUGGAAUCCCUUGCCGAUAGAUUUCCAAAGAAAUUAAUCGAGACUUACAGCGUCUUUCCGAAUCAAGAUGAGAUAAGUGACGUUGUAGUGCAGCCGUACAAUUCGUUGCUAACACUGAAGAGAUUGACAGAAUGUGCAGACUGCGUUGUAGUUUUAGAUAAUACUGCUUUGAAUAGAAUUGCCUCGGACAGAUUACACAUUCAGAAUCCCAGCUUCACGCAAAUUAAUAAACUCGUGUCGACGAUAAUGUCCGUUAGCACAACCACUCUGCGAUAUCCUUCGUACAUGAAUAAUGAUCUAGUUGGUUUGAUCGCGCCGCUCAUACCGACUCCUCGUCUACAUUUUCUGAUGACUGGAUACACGCCACUUACAACGGAUCAAGAGGGUGCAUCUGUGAGAAAAACAUCUGUUCUGGAUGUAAUGCGGCGAUUGUUACAACCAAAAAAUAUGAUGGUUUCUACAGCAUUAGACAGAAAUGCAUCUCAUUGUUAUAUAUCUAUUUUAAAUAUAAUUCAGGGUGAAGUGGAUCCGACACAAGUGCACAAAUCCUUGCAAAGAAUUAGGGAGCGAAAACUCGCACAAUUCAUUCCUUGGGGUCCUGCAAGUAUACAAGUGGCUCUUUCAAGGAAAUCCCCGUAUAUACAAAGCACACAUCGUGUAUCCGGUUUGAUGUUGGCCAAUCAUACAAACAUAUCGUCGCUAUUUGACAGAGCCUUACAGCAAUAUGAUAAACUGCGUAAACGAGAAGCAUUCCUGGAACAAUUCCGCAAAGAAAAAAUGUUCGAGGAGAACCUUGACGAGUUAGACAACUCACGAGAAGUCGUAGAAUAUUUAGUAAAGGAAUAUCAGGCCGCGACUCGAGUCGAUUAUCUCAGUUGGAAUCCAAACAAAAUGGACGUAUAAAGUAUUCAAUAAAUGGGUAAUUUUUUUAUCUAGAGAAUUAGAGAAUUUAAACACAU